GCGAGUCAUCUCAGCGACCAAUUAGAUGCGAACAAGCAGGCGCCGCUGUCUGUGAACUGCCAACGCGUUAUGAGCGGAAUGACAAGCCAAGGCUGAACGCUGCCCAGAUGUGCUUGGCAUGGGAUGCUUUCCUGAGCCUCAUCUAUUCUUCAUCUUCACUUGAUGGAAGAGGGAUGGAGAAACAAGCUCGUUCUGUGUGAUUCACCCUCCUGCUGUAGCGAUGAGUAACCUGCUCCAAAACACUUCUCUUUUGAAUUGGGAUGUAUUAGAAGGAAGAAACAGCUCCUGGGAGCUGGAACCGGUGCCCACGAUCGUUAACCCGUGGGAUGUUCUGCUGUGCGUGACGGGAACGCUCAUGUCCUGCGAGAACGCAGUGGUGAUCGCUCUGAUCGCCUACACUCCCACCUUGAGAGCGCCUAUGUUCGUCCUCAUCGGGAGUCUAGCGUUUGCUGACCUCCUGGCCGGCCUGGGCCUGAUCCUCAAUUUCAUCGUAACUUACAUAAUUGAUUCGGGAUUUGUCACGCUACUGUCAGCGGGGCUCCUCAUCACAGCCUUCUCGGCGUCUGUGCUCAACAUCCUUGCGAUUACCGUGGACCGUUACCUGUCGCUGUACAAUGCAUUAACGUACCACACUGAGGGCUCUGUGUUCACGUACAUCACACUCAUGCUGAUGUGGGUCAUCAGCAUCGUGCUCGGUUUGCUCCCCGUCCUGGGCUGGAACUGCUUGGAGGACGAGAGCACUUGUAGCAUCUGUCGACCGGUGAACAAGAACAACGCUGCGGCUCUCGCCGUGUCCUUCCUCCUGAUCUUCGCUCUCAUUCUGCAGCUGUAUCUUCAGAUCUGCAAGAUCGCUUUCCGGCACGCUCAGCAAAUCGCGGUUCAGCGUCAGUUCAUGACUGCCUCGCAUUCGUCUUCCACCACGAAAGGGGUCUCCACCCUCACCACCAUCCUGGGCACUUUUGCGUUCUGUUGGAUCCCUCUCGCCAUGUACUCGCUGGUGGCGGACAUCCGAUCACCUGUGAUUUACACCUACGCUACGGCUCUUCCGGCCAUCUGCCACUCCAUCAUCAACCCCAUGAUAUAUGCGUUCAGGAACCCUGAAAUUCUCCGAUCUUUGAGAAUUGCUUGUUGCUGGUGCAUGCCUUACAGUUUCACCAUGCGACCCAGGACACCCAGCGAUGUGUAGCGUCUUCAGAUUAAAGCACAGUGUUGGUGGUGGCCUGUCUGUAAAGCACAUGGCGCAUAUAAUCCACAUAUUGUAAUCCAGUGGAGUGGGUGAAUAUUUUUUUAUUUGGCCGAUUUGGUAGCUCUUCAUAUCAUUGUGUCCAUGUUACAUGUACAGUAUGAUAUGUUACUAUGAUUAAUUGGUAAUUAAAAUUAUUUUAUAUAAAAUCAAGAUUAACUUCCUUACGGUAAGGUACAUGGUGAUGGUAAAAACUGUAUUUUAAUGUUUUUGCGUUCUCUCACAAAGCUUUUGCGUUCUCCCAUGAAAUGUUGUAUUUCACAUAUCCCAGAGAAAUUUUGCAUUCACUCUCAAAACUUUAUGAGUUCCUCCGAGAAACUUUGUAUGCUUGCAAAUCUUUUAUGACAGAAAUAAUAUGGCGUGGGAAGGAAGACUAUAUUUCAAUGUUUUUAUGUUCUCUCGCAAGACUUUAACAUUUCCCAGAGAAACUCACUCGCAAAACUUUUGUGGCUGCAAUAAUAUGAGGUUGGAGGAAACACUAUAUUUUAAUGUUUUUGCAUUCUCUUGCAAAACUUUCACAAUCCCCUGAGAAAUUUUGCAUUAGUUCGCGCAACUUUUGCAUUCCCCUACGAAAUUUAGCAUUUGCUCAUAAAGGUUUUGCAUAUCCCUGAGAAAUUUUGCAUUCACUUGCAAGACUUUUACGUUCCCCCGAGAAACUUUGCAUUAUAUGAAGUGGGAGGAAAAACUGUAUUUCAAUGUUUUUGCGUUCUCUUGCAAAGCUUUGCCCCAGAAACUUUGCAUUUGCUCGCAAAUGUUUUGCAUAUUCCCUCUAAAUUUUGCAUGCACUUGCAAAAUUUUGCGUUCUCUUGCAAGACUUUUACUUUCCCCCAGGAAACUUUGUAUGCUUGCAAUAUUAUGAGGUGGAAAGAAAAACUAUAUUUCAACGUUUUGCAUUCUCUCGCAAGACUUUAACAUUCCUCCGAUAAAACGUUUUGUGUCUGCAAUAAUAUGAGGUGGGAGGCAAAACUGUAUUUCAAUGUUUUUGCAUUCUCUUGCAAAGCUUUCGUGUUCCCCCCAGAAAUUUUGCAUUUGCUCGCAAAAGUUUAGCAUAUUCAGAAAAAUUUAGCAUUGUCUCACAAAAAUGUUGCGUUCACUCUUAAGACUUUUGCAUUCGCCUGCGAAACUUUGCAUUCGCUUGUAAAACUUUUGUGAUAGAAAUAAGAUCAUUUUAGAGAAAAAAAUGGCAUGUCAGUGCUCUUGUGAGUGAAUGAAAAGUUUCUCAUGGAAAUGUAAUAGUUUUUGUGAGAGAAUGAAAAUGUUUUGCAAGAGAACGUAAAGUUUCUCAGGGGAACGCAAUGAUUUUGUGACAGAACACAAACGCAUAAAAUGAAAUUUUCCCUCCCAUCUCAUAUUUUCUUCCAUCACCAUGUCCCCUUAGAGACUCCGUACUGACUGGCAACAAAAUCCUGCAAGUUGCUUCACACCACAGUAAAAAUGUAGUGUAAAACAAAAAACUGUCUAGAAUGGUUUAAGACAUACUGUACAAUGACUGUACCGGGUAAAUAAUUUGUGUUUGUCAAGGGUGUUGUUGAGAUGAGACUCUGGCGUAUGUUCCAGCACUCCCUUGUGACCCUACAUAGAAUAAAGCAAAUACAGAAAAUGGAAGUAUGAAUGUACAAUAAAUUAUGAUUGUUGUUUGUAUGCCAGAUAUACAGGAUACUUACAGUACUGUACAAUGAACCACAGUAAGCAUAGUUACAUGGUGCAUAACUACAAUCUGCUGCUGGUUAAUAAUCCAACAAAAUACUAGAAUACAGAGAAACACCAUUGCACUUCAGUUCACUACUAUCAAAAGACUGCGUAAUUACAAGCAGCUCCACCAAAUAAUGACACACUAAGUACAUGCGGCAUAUUAUACUCAGAAUGUGAGGACACAGUAACAUGAACACUUGACCUGCGAUGUUUGGUGGCAUUGAUAUCAAUGGAUGUUUCUAUAUGCAUCUAGACAUUAUUCCAGUAUUGGAUUCCAACACAGAUAAUCAAAUAGUAAUGUGGUGUCCAAAUACAAAUAACAUCAUCAUCAUCAAAAGGGUAUAUAGGCCUAUAAAUAUCCAAAUGUAGCAUACACAUUGCAUUGUUGUCUGUAAGCAGUGUGGUAUGCUUGCAUUCUACAAAUUUUCCCCUUAAAAUGGUAUCAGGUUAAUAAAAAAAAGUACUUCCACAGCUUGUCAAUACUAAUUUUUGCCAUCAAACUAACCACUGUGCAAAUAUUCCAUUGGUGUGCCAUUCCAUUCCUGGUUGUUCAUGUCCAGGAACCCUAACAGUGAUUUGUUUAGGAUAGCAGAACAUGUGUUAAACUAGACAAUUAUUAAAAUAUUAAUGCAUCAUGUUUGGGUUUAAGUUCUCUACACUAUUUCUAAUAUGCUGAUAUAUAUUGAUGUGAUCUUCCAGGUGUAUCGUCACAACACUACCAUACGAACAGACAGAGAUAAUCGUUUUCUGUAGUACACUAUUGAUUGCUUUCGCAUUUCUUUGAUGCCGACAUCAAUCAAAUGACCUAAAUGGUGUUGUGUGAACGUGUGGUUCAGUAUGCCUUAUCUGCACUUGCUUUUAAUGUGCUGCAAAUGGUUUCGCAAUCAUUUGAGAUUUGUAAAUGCAACGGUAAAUAGAGAACAGUUGUGUUUGUAUUCACAGUCGUUUUCAGUAUGGGACCCGCUAUGAAAACGCUAUGAGUAUCAUCUACUAAAAGGGUGCCCUAACGUGUAGUUCUGGGUUCACUGUCAUCAGUUCACCUGAGACAACAUCUUCUAUAGAGGCAGCCAAAGAACCAAAUUUGACAUGUUGGAUUUACUGAACUUGAAUGAAACUACUGUGUUAUUUAAAAUGUUAUAGUAUAAAAUGUCUACAUGUCUGAAUGUACUGUGCGUUGAUAAAAUUUCACUUGAGCAGCUGUGAUUGUCUCAGACUUUAACUUUGUAAGACAGUUUAACAUAAAAUAUUGGUCUUUAUACACGACAAUGUCACAUUACAAUUAUUUUCUGUGUAACAUUUAUAUAGAAGUAUAUUUUUGUACUUGAUUAGAAAGUUGCACUCCUUGUGUGUUGAGCAGUGUAUUGAGAUAGGUCCCAUAAAUAGCGUGUCACAGUGUCACUGAUCUCUGUCCAGCAAUUACUCCAGAAACCUGGCUGUGUCUUCAUGUUUGGAAUUUAAUACUAGCCUACUGCUUACUGCACAGUGUUAGUGGUUCUCAACUUUUUUGACUUCAAGGCCCCCCUUUGUCCAAGACAAUAUUCGAAGGUCCUUUUA
This is a messenger RNA of Onychostoma macrolepis, 4489 nucleotides long. RefSeq names its product G protein-coupled receptor 185 a (gene gpr185a). Gene Ontology annotation, molecular function: G protein-coupled receptor activity. Bases 221 to 1186 code for a protein of 321 amino acids. The transcript has 3 exons. NCBI's taxonomy places the organism in Eukaryota, Metazoa, Chordata, Actinopteri, Cypriniformes, Cyprinidae. Gene Ontology annotation, cellular component: membrane. The record is from RefSeq and is a predicted model, not a curated record. Gene Ontology annotation, biological process: G protein-coupled receptor signaling pathway.